GACUUUCAGCAGCACCAGCGACUUUACUUGACCCGACCCAACUUGAACCUCACCUACCUUGCCUCCCCAUCCGAAACACCCUUCUCCCCAAGAACAAGAAAUUAAGGCAAAUACCCAAAAUGAAAGCCUACUGGUACGACAACAAGGAAGGCGACCAACGCCUCCCGCACGACUCCAACCGCCCCGUAACAGAAGCCUACCUCGAGACCCUGGGCGUGAUCUACCGCCACCUGCCGGCGCUGGCGGACGUGGACGCGCUGGCCGCCGCGCGCGGCUACAAGAACCGCGACGAGAUCACCGUGUCGCCGGCGACGAUGGGCGAUGUCUACGAGGAGAAGGUCAAGGGCUUCUUCCACGAGCACCUUCACGAGGACGAGGAGAUCCGCUACAUCCGUGACGGUCGGGGUUACUUCGAUGUCCGUGGCCAGCAUGACGAGUGGGUGCGCAUCUGUCUCGAGAAGGAUGAUUUGAUUAUCUUGCCGGCUGGUAUCUAUCAUCGGUUUACCACGGAUGAGGGGAAUUAUAUCAAGGCUAUGCGCCUGUUCCAGGAGGAACCGAAGUGGACGCCUUUGAACCGCAGUGAUGAGUUGGAUGAGAACCCUCACCGCGUUGGGUACCUCGGGACACUUGGGAAGGAUGCUGUUGCUGCUGUUUGAUCGAGGUGAAUCGGUGGCUGUGAUUUUGAGGGCAGCUGGAACCUGGGGGCGUGAUGUGUAUAUAGAACAGGCAAUGAAAUUAUGACACCC
This is a messenger RNA of Aspergillus homomorphus CBS 101889, 746 nucleotides long. Its product is annotated as acireductone dioxygenase (Ni2+-requiring). The transcript is spliced from 3 exons. Gene Ontology annotation, molecular function: acireductone dioxygenase [iron(II)-requiring] activity. The record is from RefSeq and is a predicted model, not a curated record. Lineage: Eukaryota; Fungi; Ascomycota; Eurotiomycetes; Eurotiales; Aspergillaceae. The coding region runs from base 120 to 656 and encodes 178 amino acids.